GCCCUCUCCCACCAUGUCGGUCUCCAAACUGCAGGACGUGGAUGAGGUUUUUGAUUUUACCGCUGUGGUUCCAGAGACCCCGCGGCUGGACAGCAGCCUGCAGAAGGCUCGGGCCCGGCUGCUAGCCAAGGGCCGCCGGCAGCGGCCGUCCCGCUCCCGCCUGCGAGACAGCGCCAGCUCCACCGAGGGGGACGAGGGCCCCGAGCCCACGGAGGGGCUGGUGGGCACCCCCUCGCCCAAAUCCUGCCACAGCUCGGACAGCUCUCCCGGCUUCGCCCGCCGCGAUGCCCGGCCCCAGCGGCACAGUGAAGAUGACAGCCGGGACAUGAGCCCCCCCGAGCCGGGCAGCCCCACCGUGGGGCUCGACAAGAAAACCAGGAGGAAGUUCCUGGAUUUGGGGGUGACCCUGCGCCGGGCGUCCUCCAGCAAGAGCCGCAAGGAGAAGGGCAGCAACCGGCGCUCGAUGGGCAGCAGGGAGGCAGUGGAGGGGUCGGGCCGCCCCUCGGGGUCACCCUUCCUGCCCUUCUCCUCCUGGUUCUCGGACGGCGCAAGGGGCUCAGCCUCCCCUGGCUCUGCGUCCCCUGCAGGCUCCCCCCGGCACGAGGGGCUGAGCCCCAACAAAUCUGCCUCCCAGGACUCGACGCUGAGCGAGGACUCUCCGCCGCCCAGCGCCAGCCCGCGGCUGCCUGGCCCCCCCAGCACCAAGUGCUCCUACCCCUACCACACCCUCUCCCAGUCCUCAGACGAGUUCCUGGACGAGCCCCCGGGGGUGGCCGCGGGCUGGACGUGCCAGCAGGUGGGGCAGUGGCUGGAGAGCCUCAACCUGGAGCAGUAUGUGGAGGAGUUCUCAGCCCACAGCAUCGAUGGCCCACGGCUCCUGCACCUUGAUGGAGCCAAGCUCAAGGCGCUGGGGGUGGGCAGCUCCCAGGACCGAGCUGUGCUGAAGAGGAAGCUGAAGGAGCUGAGCCUGGCGGUGGAGAAGGAGCGCAAGGCGCAGGAGAAGGCGGAGAGGCAGAGAGAGAAGCAGAAGAAGAAGGACCAGGAGCAGCGAAGGAGCUGAAGGGGAGGGGGCUGGGAGCGCCCCCGCACCCC
Dryobates pubescens (Downy woodpecker) is the source of this 1092-nucleotide messenger RNA. RefSeq names its product sterile alpha motif domain containing 14 (gene SAMD14). NCBI's taxonomy places the organism in Eukaryota, Metazoa, Chordata, Aves, Piciformes, Picidae. Gene Ontology annotation, cellular component: dendrite; postsynaptic density; cytoplasm. Gene Ontology annotation, molecular function: actin filament binding. The record is from RefSeq and is a predicted model, not a curated record. Gene Ontology annotation, biological process: neuron projection development; actin filament organization; calcium-mediated signaling. The transcript is spliced from 9 exons. The coding region runs from base 14 to 1060 and encodes 348 amino acids.